GCAGUGACAACAAGGAGGAAGCGCGCGGCGCGGGCAGAGCGGGAGCCGCCGCCGCCGCCACAGCCAGCGCCGCCCCGGCCCGGCCCGGCCCGGCCACCGCCGCCGCCGCCAUGAACAGCAAAGGACAAUAUCCCACCCAGCCCUCCUACCCGGUCCAGUCUCCGGGCAGUCAUCCCGUGUACCCACAGACUAUGCCCCUUCCUCAGCCGCCGCCGUACACAGACGCACCUCCUGCUUAUUCUGAGCUUUAUCGUCCCAGCUUCGUGCCUCUGGGGGCUGCCACCGUACCUACCAUGUCUGCGGCGUAUCCGGGCACUUCGGUGUUCCUACCCAUGGCCCAGUCGGUGGCCGUGGGUCCGAUAGGCUCUUCCGUCCCCAUGGCGUAUUACCCCGUGGGACCUGUUUAUCCUCCGGGCUCCACAGUCCUCGUCGAAGGCGGUUUUGAUGCUGGAGCAAGGUUUGGGGCUGGUGGAACAGCCAGUAUCCCUCCCCCCCCUCCCGGCUGCCCCCCCAACGCCGCCCAGCUGGCCGUAAUGCAGGGAGCCAACGUCCUGGUGACGCAACGGAAGGGAAACUUCUUCCUGGGAGGCUCAGAUGGCGGCUACACUAUCUGGUGAAGAAGGAAGGGGAGGGGGGGGGAAAAGGGGGGGCUACAUUUGUGUAAGGAAAGACAUCACAUACUGUCAGCACUUCUCACAACGUAACUGCUUUAGUCCAUAUUAACCUGAAGUUGCAGAGUAGACACACAGCCGUGAGGUGUCUUCCUGGUUCGGUGCCCGGCCCUUCAGGCACUUCAAAGCGAAACCAG
This is a messenger RNA of Rhea pennata, 808 nucleotides long. RefSeq names its product DAZ associated protein 2 (gene DAZAP2). The transcript has 4 exons. The record is from RefSeq and is a predicted model, not a curated record. Lineage: Eukaryota; Metazoa; Chordata; Aves; Rheiformes; Rheidae. Bases 111 to 617 code for a protein of 168 amino acids.